Aspergillus saccharolyticus JOP 1030-1 is the source of this 6997-nucleotide messenger RNA. RefSeq lists its product as uncharacterized. The record is from RefSeq and is a predicted model, not a curated record. Lineage: Eukaryota; Fungi; Ascomycota; Eurotiomycetes; Eurotiales; Aspergillaceae. Bases 381 to 6788 code for a protein of 2135 amino acids. The transcript has 2 exons.
UAUUAUUGUUGUUGUUCUUGUUGUUGCUGUUGUUCCUUGCCGCCGUUAUUUCCCCAGUUGCGCCCUCGUGCCCUUUCAUUAUAGCAAGCGCAUUUCUGGCUUCAAUCUCUUUCCUUGUCGUUCCUGCUUUGCUGAUUCUUGCUCUUGUGGACGCUUCCUGUCCAAGAUAACAUUCCCAGUUGCUGCUGAAGUUGCGCGUUUUGACGAUUUGCUAUGCCUUCACGACCUUGAUUUUGCGGCGCAGUUUCAUGAUCAUAGUUCCUCCCAGACACACAUUGCGGAUAUCCAUUCAUCGAUCCACUUUUCCGCUCAGACAUCGACAGACACACACGCCACCUGCUCCACCCCCCUUCCCCAGGAAAUAUCAUUGAGAGCCUACCAUGCCUUCACACUCUCGUCAGAAUUCUCAUGACCGAGAAUUGGUGCUGAGACAUCAGCCCGUGCCCAUGUGGGACAGUUCGGAUCCCGAACGGGCACCCCCUCCGCUACCCAUGAACCCCAGUUCUACCAGCCCUGUGACCAGAUCGAAUGUCUCCCCAGGCAUUCAAGCCGCAGCGGCCAAUUUCGCAGAAAAGAUUCGCGAAAAUGCUCCCAGUCCAUACACGACGAACCCCAUGCCGCCUAAAUCUCCAGAGAAGUCCCUCAUUAAAGGCCAGUUCCACAGGCGCAUGCAGUCCUUUCAGAAUAACACAGAUGCUCGUUCCGAGUUCCUCAACUACUUGGAGAACAGGUCACCGGAGCGACCCCAGCGGGCGUCAGUCCUGGAGCCUGGCCCCAAAAUAUACGAAAAGCCACCCGUAAAUAAGACACCUACCUCGCCAGACUCGCGAGAGACUGACCGAGACAUGCCUAAUCUCCUCAUUUCCAAUCGCUACCUCUCCAGGCCGAUCCUUGGGGAGAGUACUCCACCUUCGGCAACCAUGUUGGCACUGCAAAACAUGCAAUUGCCCCUCGAGAACGAGGCGCCGCAGAAGCUUAUUGAACCCGACCCGUUCGUUGGACCCAAGCGCCCUGACCCCUACAGCUUUCAGUCCUUAACGAGCCAGAUCCACAGCCUCACCGAUAUCGCCAGUAACCUUCAGCGUGAGAUGGCUCAGUUGAGUCGGCGCAGUAGAGACAACGCUACCGACCUUGUAAGUCUCAAGGCCGCAACCAACGCCCGAGAUGAAGACAUACGAAAAAGCCUCCGUGAGCUAUCAUCAAGCUUGGCUUCGAAGUUCCUUGAUGCUGAAGCUGCCACAAGGUGGGAUUUCAGUUCUCUCUUGGGUUCUGAGAAUGGUAUUAACAACAGGGAACCGGAUAGUUCUCCGAACUCGAAGAAGAGCUACUCGGCACCGCGAAUGUCUAGUCCGAAUCCAUUUGCCGCAGCGAUGGAACGCGAACUGUGCGGGUCGCCCACACCAAUAUCCGAUGGGUCUGCAAGCAUCGCAUUGCUGGAGAAAGUCUUGCGAGAGAUGGCAACGAAAGAGAACCAGGAUAAGCUCCUGCAGCUUACAGAGGAGAUCAAAGCCCGGCCUGUCUCGGAUGCGCCCGUUAAGCCAGAUGACGGCGCCGUGACGACUAUGCUAGAGGAGAUCCUCAGUCUUAUCAAGAAUGAAGCGGAAAGCAAGGCUCUGGUCCGAUCAAGUGCCCGCGCUAUCGAUGAUCCUGAGAAGGAAAUUGCCGAGUAUAGUCUCGCUCGCUCAAGAUCUAUGGACACAGAAGACACAAAUGGCAACCCAGAGCGUGCUCUCGUUCCCAUCGAGGAUCACCGUGCAGAGGAAUUGCUCGCUAUAAUGAAGAUCGUUAAGAACAGUGUCAUUGAAGGCGGCGGCAUGACCAAUCAAGUCAAAGCUCUGGUACGAGAAUUGCGCGGGGAGGUGCUCGGGAUGGGUAGAGACUUGGCCCGCCAGAUUGAAAAUGCCCAGUCUUCUCGAGCGAUUGAAGAUAAGCCUAGUGGACUUGAGAAAGAGGAGGUUGCUGCCAUUGUCGAAAAUAGCCUGCGCGACCUUAGACAACAACUAGCCUCGAUGAUCGAAGAGAGCAAGCGCCAUUCAUCGUCACUUUCCGAUGUUCGAUCCGCAGUGAAUGACGAAACGAUAUACUCCAUUGUCAAGCAAGCCCUGGACGAGCUGGACCUCUCACACCUACGACCUGAGCCUCAGGGGCCCGCCCUAGAAAGAGACGAUAUUCUUGAAACAGUAAGAGAAGCAUGGGAAUCAUACAAGCCCGAGAUUGAACUACAGAAUUUCGGCUUGGAGCGAGACGAGAUCCUGGAGUGCCUCGCUGAGGGUCUGAAGGAUUACAAGCCUCGCCACGAAGAGGCUGUUACCUAUGAUCAGGUCCUCACGGCUGUCCAAGCCGGUAUGCAAAGUUUUGAACAACCGCCAAGCAUCACGAAAGAGGAGAUCGUGCAAACGAUUCAUGAAUGCCUUGCGAACUUUGAAGCUCCAGCUCCUCUCCCUCUGGGACCUGAGCACCUCGAUGGACUUCGCGAAGAGAUACUGCAGGCAGUUACCGAGUCCGUUACCUCCCAGAGUGCCCUGACUAGAGAGUCUCUCGACUCAGGUCUAGGUCGCGAUGAGGUCUUGAGUGCCUUAUCAGAGGGCCUGGAAGCACACUUCUCUUCGGCUAAGGCUGCAGAGCAACCCCAUAUCACCAAACAAGAUGUGAUCGAAGUGGUCAACGAAGCCUUCGCUGCUCAGCAGACUGCUCUGAGCACGGAUGUUCAACCGAGUAUCACACGCGACGAGAUUAUUAAUGCCAUUGCGGAAGGAAUGGAAAGUCAGAACGCCGUCACACGUGAGAUUGAACUGAACCGCGAUGACCUGAUGGAAGCUAUCUCGGCUGGCUUACAAGAAGCGAAUGCUGCAAACCAGAAUUCUGGUGAUCAGAUGCUCGAACAGCUUCAAGAGCACCUGGAUGGCAUGAAAGAAGAGCUAAGCCAACAUCUUUCAACCAAUGAGAGAGAUACCGAGCAAUUGCUCACUGCCAUCAAGGAUGGUAUUGCUGUUGUGCGACAGGAGGUGGAAGGGUACGCUGCAACUGCAGCGGAGUCCUCUGCAAAGCAUGAGAUUAUGGAUACAGUCAAAGAAGGGUUCCGACUGUUGCAGGCUGAUAUGGAGAGGACCAUAACGGAAACUGCUCUGUCCAACAGUUCUCGCAACCCAGAUACCCCAGAGCUGCUUGACGCUAUGGAGAAGGAGUUCGAACACCUUCGUCAGACGCUGAGCAACCUUCUCAUUCGUAGCAACGUUUCCACCGAGAAGGAUGAGAUUCUUGACGCAAUUCGCGACAUCUCUGAUCAGCAAAAGUCGUCGCACAACGAUGAGUUAACCAAGAUUAUCAAGGAGCAAAUUGAAGAGCUUCGCGACACAAUGAACAUGAGCCUUGUUCGCGCGGAACCGGCAGAGUCGGCAGAGCCCACCGAGAAGCACAGCGACAAAGAUGAUAUCAUCGCUGCGCUACGCGAAAGUCUUGAGACGUUCCGUGAGGAGGGCAGCCAAUCCAAGGAGGCGGGUGAUAAUCUGCUUGCGGCCACCAGCGAAAUUAUCGAUGCGGUCAACAAUGGUGUGGGCACAAUCAAAGAGGACCUUGCGAGACUCUUGGAGAAGCCAGUGGAAUUCGAUCAUUCUGAGCUCCUAGAAACUCUCAAAGAAGGCCUCAGCAGUCUCAAGGCGGACGUUGAAAUGCUGCGGCAAUCUCAUACCGAGAAUCAUGCAGCGGAUGAUGAGCCUGAAACAACUCGUGGAGGAGAAUUGAUGCUGGCUAGCGUUCCAAGCGAGCCGAGCAAGCCUGAUGUCAGCAACGAUUUCGAAGGACUAAAAACUCUCAUCUCACAGCUCCAGACCAAGGUCGAGGCUAUUGAAGGUGCUCCCAGGACCAGCGAGCUUCCCGAAGACAUUGUCAAGAAGGAGCAUCUCGAUGAAGUCCUCCUUGGUCUGCACGAGCUCCAAAGCGCUGUGACGGGAAUCGUUGCUCGCGAUCAGCCCGCCGACGAAACCGUGGCUAAGAAGGAAGACACGGACGCCAUAGAGACACUACUUCGAAACACCAAGUCUCAGCUAGAUGAGAUGAAGUUUCCUGCUGCCGAUGACCUUGCCAAGGCAGAGCAUCUACAAAACCUGGAGGCCAUUGUGGCAGAGACUAAGGAGGCCAUCGCGGACCUUUCUACUCGCUUUGAGUCAGAAGGCCCGACUAAGGCUGAGAUUGGGACGCUUGAAACGCUCAUGAAGGACAUGUGGAUUGCCCUUGACGAGCUGAAGGGCAAGGCAGCGCCCGAAGAGAGUGAUGCUGAGAAACUGGUCAAGGCGGACUUGCAGACUGUCGAGGCCAUGAUUUUCGAGGUCAAGACUCAGGUUGAGGAACUCAAGCUGCCCGACAUCGAGACACUGCCGACAAAGACGGAGAUUCAAGAUUUGACCGCAUUGGUCACGGAAUUCCGGGAAAAGGUUGAUGCUGAUAAUGAGAUGACUGGGCAGGCAUUCGAUGCACGGAAGGUGGAACAUGCAGGUCUCGCGGAGAAGAUCGAAGAGGCCAAGGCCCUAGUCGAGGGCCUCGGGGACGAACUUAGGAGCAAGCUGGAUGGCAGUGACCAAGGACUCGCCGAGCUCAAACAACUACUUGAGGGUCUUGCAGUGUCCGCAGAGAGCUUCACCACCGUUGAGAAUGUAAACGAACUCACUGAACUUAUCAACCGGGAGUUUGAACGGGCGCGAGGUGAGCAGGAUGCCACAAAGCUCGAGAAGGAAGAACGAGACGCUGCCGCCAUGGUCAAGCAAGAUGAGACUCGGGCCGCCAUCAUUGUCGAAUUAGGUUCGAAGAUUGAUGAGAAGCUCGGUGAAGUCAUGGCCAAGUACGACGAAGUCCAUGCUGCCAUGGACACUGCUUUGGACUCCAAGUUCUCUGAGGCUGCCGAUCGCGACAAUGCACACCUUGAGGCUGUGACGAGCACGAAGGCUCUGGCAGAGGAUAUUAAGCUUGUAAUUGGAUCCAUGGGCAACAGUGUCACUGAAGCUUGCGAGCGCAUGACUGUCGAUGCCCAAACGUUCUUUGAGAAGGUUGACGAGUCCUAUAAUAAGAUGGAGGAGAUGCACAAUCAGGUGAAGACGCAACAAGAGCAAGCGCGAUCAGAUCUCGAGAAAGCUGCUGCUGCCACAGAUCGCGUGGAAAGCCAGCUGCAUGAAUUUCAUCCCCAAGUGCUUGAAUCAAUCCAACAGAUCCUCGCGAUUGUGGGACAGCACUAUGACCAUUCUCAGAAGUCUGCGCAAGAAAUCCGAAUGGACCUCUCUACGAUACCUUCGACAAUCACCCCGCUGCUUCCGGCCCUACCGCCACCGGAGCCUGAGAAAUAUGACGACACCGCUGUCCAGGAGAAACUCAACGAUCUCCUCGAGCAUGCCAAGAAUAGCCAGGUUCAAGAGACUUUGAGCACUUUGGUUGAACGUGUUACCAAUGAUCAAGUCCAUGAAAAGCUGGAUCAGCUCUUGGGCCAAACUACAAGUACCAAUGGUCAAGUCUACGAGAAGCUCGAAGAGCUUCUUAGCCACGCUACGAACUCCAAUGCGCCGGUCCAUGAGAAGCUGGAUACUCUGAUUGACCAUGCCACCAACACCGACCAAUCAGUAAAUCAGAUGAUGAAGCUCGAUGAGAUGCACAAGGACAUCAUGGCGACAUCUCAACGAAUGAACGAGAUGUUCAUGGCACAAUCCGCUAUGAUCGCAGAGGACAAUGAGCGACGGCGCAAGGAGGCGGAAGAGGCUGCAGUCGCUCUUGAGAGACGAAAUGCACAGCGGGAGCAGGUGGAAGCCGAGAUCGAAACCCUCCGCGAGGAGAAAGAUUCUCUCUUGAAUAUCAUCCACAGCCUCCAAGCUGAGAAGGAUGAUCUUCGGAAGCAGACCGCGAGACUGAAUAAGGAGGUCGCUGGCUUGGAGAUGGCUCUUGAGCUCCGCCACGAGGAGAUGCAGCUCAUGGAAGACCGCGCGGAUAGCCUGGAGAAGCGGAUCUUGGAAGGGGUGCUGGACCAUGCUCGCAGCGUCCUUCUCAGCCGCCCCAACGGCCUGAAUAUGAAGAAGGCGCGUGGUGCACGAGGUCGAGGCCCGAGUGCUGCCAGCACGGCCAGCGCUGCCAAGGAUGUCCGCAACUUUCUCGGCAGCAGUGUUGGCAUAGCGUUGAAGAAGCGAGGCCCCGCUGGAUCGCGGGCCGGAUCGGGGGCGCCUUCCAGCAACAGCACGGAUAGACGUAUUCUCAGUCUCAGCAACGUGACGGGAAACCGAGGAGCUGGAGAUCGGCGUGUAAGUGCUAGCAGUGGGUUAACGGGGCUCAAACGUAGCCAUUCGGUCAAAUCCAACUUCUCUCAGCGCAAAGCCUCGUGGGGCGGCAAGAGCUCCAUCGCCAAUAAGGAGAACGAAGCUUUCCCGGAAGAAGAUGAAAACCAGAGCGAGGUCGAGAGCGACGCAGGGACCGAGCGAAGGACUAGCUACACCGGGACCUAUGCGGACAGCAUGGUAUACGGACCCAGCAGUGUGGUCUCCGCCGCCGAUCGACGGGUAAGCGCCGCUAGCUCAGUCGGCUCCCGGUCCGUUGCGGACGAUCACCACCACGAAGAGGAGGAGAGUGAGGGAUCGGUGGGGGAGAAUGACGACCAGACCACGAGAGCAGAUGACUCGGAGGAGUCGGACGAGGGAGAAGAAGUUGAGGAGGUUUACGAUCACCCGCUCAAGUUGGAUGAGCAGUCUUCGAAACUGGUGGUGUACGGCCAGCACAGUGACAGUGGCAUUGGGCCCGAGGUCACAAGUGUUGGGGCAUAGCGUUCCCGUGGCCUGAGACUUGUCUCCGAUCUUUCUUUUGUACCCUGUUAAAUUAUGGAGAAUCCACAUCGCAUGAUGUUGGAAUCUUGAUGAGCAUAUACUGACUGACUAGUGUUAUUAAACCCCAUUCCAGCGCUUGUUGAUAAGAACGCAGAUGAUGAAGAUGAUGAUGAUGUUGGACUGGUUUCCUUUGUAAUGUGAUUUUCUUU